Laccaria bicolor S238N-H82 is the source of this 2488-nucleotide messenger RNA. RefSeq lists its product as uncharacterized. The transcript is spliced from 7 exons. Lineage: Eukaryota; Fungi; Basidiomycota; Agaricomycetes; Agaricales; Hydnangiaceae. The coding region runs from base 1 to 2175 and encodes 724 amino acids. The record is from RefSeq and is a predicted model, not a curated record.
AUGCACGAGUGCCUCGAAGUGUUCGACAUCAUAACUCUCAUAUUUGGAACUGUUCGGGAUGAUCCUAGUCGCGUCGCUAGCCAAACUCUGAUUGCUUUAGCAGUCACUUGCCGCGCGUUCCACGACGUCGCACUUGAUAUUCUGUGGUUUAAACAAACUUCCUUGGUUCCCCUACUCAAGAUCUUAUCACACAGUUUCUGGAAGGAGACUCCAAAUGUUGGCUUUUAUCGCACAUUUACAUGGUCGGCUUUUGUGUUCGAAAAACUGGAUUUUACCAGGUUCGAUUCCUACGCACAGCGGAUCCGAUACCUUGAUUAUGCACCAUACGCUUGGCACAAGCAUAUGCCCAGCUCACCAUACGACUUGGAUUGUCUCACGUACCUUGCUAAAAGGCGAGAUCAUAAUCACUGCUUCUUUCCGAACCUGCGUCGUUUGCGGUUCACCGUUCCCGGCUUCUUAAAGCAGUGCCCCAGGGUAUUUCUGCAGCACAGCUCCGUCUCACUUUCUCUUGAAUGGAAUCAAGGCGACGAAGAUGUCUCCAAGGCACUUUCCUGCAUUGAGAAAUAUGCGCCCGAACUUGAGGGGUUGGACUUGGGUUCUUACAUCAUGAAUCGCGGUGUUGCCCGGGUUGAGAACUGUAGGCUGCUAUCAGCCUUUGUGUGCAAGAUGAAGAACCUUACACGGCUUGCUUGUGGGAGUCUAGCACUGUCCGACAAAGCGCUACUCCACCUCGCGUCUCUACCACACUUGCAAUCCUUGCAAACUCCGAAUACUGUGGACGAUAUCGUGCGAUCUAUCAAGGCACACCCUCCCCUUGAACAUCCUUUCCUAUCUUUACGGCAAUUAUCAGUCAGGGGGCUUGGCGAUCUCAAAUCCCUUGCGAAAUUCCUCGCUUGCAUUCGCCCUGCCCGUAUGAAGAGUUUGAAGUUGUUCUUUGAGAAUUCAAGUCCUGCGCUGGACGUGGGGGAGGCAUUCAUUGCUUUGCACGAAACCUCUUCGCACCACGAAUUACGUGAACUCUCUUUCACGCACGAAGGUAGCGUACCAUCACUGGGAAGCUCGACGAACCGGUUCCUUAUUGAUGAGUGGGUUCUCGGAACACUAUUCGCCUUCACGAAUCUCACUAAAUUCGAGCUCGCGCUCAAGGCCGCGUUUGCGCUGAAUGAUUUGAACAUAAAAGAAAUGGCGGCUGCGUGGCCGAGAUUAAGGAGUCUACAGCUCGGGUCACCGUCAGGUUGGGGUCAACGUUCCGGGAUCACAUUGCACGGUAUCCUUCAUCUUCUGGCUGGAUGUCGCGAAUUGGAGUAUUUGGGAAUAUCGAUGGACAUCUCGCCGGCGUCUUUACCCCCCUUGUCGAUGAUCACGCCGCAACAUGCCAACAAGCGCAUCACGUAUUUGCACGUUGGAGAUUCCUUUUUUACGUCGGAUGGGCCAAAGACGGCGGCGGUUUUAGUGAAGAUGUUCCCCGAUUUGAAUGGGAUUGGCGGCGCUUGGCUGUAUUCCGAGUCGACUUUUCAUCAGCCAAAAUGGGAGCUCGUUAUUGAGGAGCUUUUCAUGAUUAACACUCGGCGGUACAAGCGCCUUUCUUUGUCCUCUUAUUCAAAAUCCUACCGCAAGAAUUUUGGAUGGCGGACGGGUUUGACCGAAGGUUUACCGACCACCAACCAAUUCAAAUUCCUAGUUAACCUCCAUAACGUGAGCUUCAUUCAUCCAUACAUGCUGCCCGCAUCGACCCAGGAAAUUCUUCGAGCGAAGACCCGGAGGAUUCGGGCGCAAUGCUUCCACUUCUCUCCCCCGUUAGGAGCAUGGCACCUCUAUUACAGGAACUGGACCUGGGUUCUUAUAACGUUUCAUGAUUUGUUGUACGGGAAAUUCGGACUUCUCAGCUUGCGUGCUAUAAAUGCCGAACCACGAGGACUUGCGUGCGGUGAUCUAUCUCUGGACGGCUCAGCAUCCUCCACCUUGCCUUCUUGCGGAAUUUGUGGUCCCAAAAUACUGCAGCUUGUAUUUUGCGAGCCCAUCUCAGUCAUGUCUCUCCAUCAUUACACCGUUUGGCCCUUAAACGUGAUCAUCAAGGAAAUGGCAGCAGCGUGGCCUAGACUGGUGUAUCUCCAGAUUUUGGGUGGCAUCGUACCUCGAAUGUCUCGAGGUGAGGUCGUCCCUCAGCCACGCUGAGCGCUCGCCAAGAGCGAACUUGCGCGCUAGAAAUUCUUCAUUGAAUUCCGGAUGCGUUUGGUCCCGUUAAUGAUGGAACCCAUGUCAUGUAACCUAUGAGCGAGUACCUUUGUCCGCAUGGUUUUCUCCUCCGGAUAAGCAAGAGGCUUGGCUGAAUUUUUGGCUAGAGGAUUUGAAGGGUUGAAUAGGAAAUAUCAAAACCCAGGGUGUGCCAACAGCCUGAUGUCCAGUUAGAUCUAAGCCUGUCAAAUAUUGUCGGCGGAGAGGGCAGAGAUGAUUAAUAAAUUGAUUUAGCCGUGCGGGGUUCAUCGAU